AUGCCGGCGUCACUGGCGUCUUCAGACCCGCUCAGCACGCCGUCGCCGUCGCCCCCGCCUUCGAAAUCAACGACGAAUGCAAAUAACGAAUCCCAGCUUUCGAUCCACGCCGCUCUACCCGGGGCUGCCCCGUCCGACGUCAACGCGAACCAUAAACCCGUCGAGACGAACUCGAAAGCCUAUUCCGGCUCAGAGCUCUCAAAGUCAUCAUCCUCCCCACCAUCCAACAUCAACAUCAACACCAACGUCAACUCCAGCAUAACCGACCCCAACUCGAAGCAUAAUCAUUCUCGCCAUCCGUCGUCGCCCCCCACCGACGACGACCCGUCCACGCCCGCGGGGAAACAAGCCGCGGGCUACUCUGGCUCUGAGCUCUCCGACCUCACGGACGAAGAAGACGUCGCGCCGUCUUCUCGAAUCAAGUCUCCCCCGAAUCCAAAUCCAUCAUCAUCAUCCACAGCUAUGCCCAUGUCUGCGCCAGAGCACAUCCAUAAAGCCGGCGGCAGCACCGCGACGUCGGCCUCCGUCGUCAGUUCGUCGAACGACACGAUUCCGGUGGACAGAGAUAGGGACAGGGACAGGGACGCGACGAAACGAAAGGCUAAAAAGCGGAGGUCGCUCAUACCCGAGCCGCCUUGGGAUUGGGCGUAUAAGAAUAUGAAGACGAAGGACGGGAAUAAUAUUCCGAAUCCUUUCGAUCCGAAGAAUAGUGAGCCUCCGACGCAUAGGAGGUCGUCUUCCUCGGCUUCUUUAAAUAAGCCGAGUUCGUCCAGGAUCGCGGCUGGGACUAGGACGAAUAGUUAUGGCCAUGUUCAGAGGGCGAAGUCCACUUUUGACGAACAUGACGAAGAGGAGGAGGAGGAAGAGGAGGAGGAGGAGGUAGAAAGAGAAAGAGGGAAGCCGAAGCCUAUGGAGGAGGAAGAGGACGAAGACGGGGCUCAUCACCGUACGCCACACUUCGAUUUUGCCACUCAUGCCUCUCAGUCUCUAUUUUGCUACGUAUCUGACCAGACUUUAUGUUUCCUCUUCUCAGAAUCUGCUCAUUCGCUGGAACGCUCACUCUCCCCGUUCCAGCUCUCUUCUGGCUCAUCCUCCUCAACGACCGCCAAAGCAGACCCUCCAUACAACCCCAGCUCAGACCCCCCGUCCCCCAUCCCCCGUCGUCGAGGGAAGGCUCCAUCGCGUCGCGGUCUCAAGGCGACUCGUCUACCCUCCUCAAUCGCCUCCUCCUCAUCCUCCCGCUCCGCCUCUCCACCAGACCCCAAAGCGCAUAAAGACAAAGACAAGGACAAGGACGGAGACGGGGACGUCGAAAUGGGCGACGACGUGGAACCUAAAGCGGACGAGAUCGCGGAUGUAGAUGUGGCCAUGGCGGAGAGAGAUUCGCCCGUGCCACCCUCGCCACUCACACUCACGCCAUCGACGUCCAAACCGACAUCGAACCAUAACGCGCCCUCACCGCGUCCGCAUCCUGAAGUCCUACCAAUCUCCUCCUCUGGUUCUGGUGGUGGAAAUCUGUCUGGAGAACCUUCCACUUCCAUUCCCAUGACCUUUUCUACCAGCGAGCCAACAACUAAUCCUACCGCACCCAACGCAAAUCCGACCCUCGCUACCAUCUCCAACUCGAUCCCCACUACCCACCCCAACCCGAACCCGAACCCGAACCACGAUACCCCUCCCAACCUCGCCUCUCUCGCAGCAUCAACCCAGAAUCAGAACAAAGAAAUAUCCCCCUCAGCCCUCGAUCUCCUCAUCGACGCCGCCCCACUCGUCGUUUCCCCUCCCGUUCCGGCUCCCAUACCCAAUCUCAAUGUCGCAGCGCCUGCCGUCUCCGCCGCCGUGACUGUGACCGAGUCGAGUACCCGGGUAACUGCAGCGCCUGCCGUCUCUGCCGCGGUAACUGUGACCGCGUCGAGCACGCGAGAUGCGGAGAUGUUGUUGGGUAUUGCGGCUGGUGGGGGACGGACUGCUCCUGGUGCUCCUGGUGCAGGUGGAGAGAAAGACGCGGAGGGCAUGGAAGAGGGGGAGGUUGAUGAGGGCGAUGGUGACGACGGGGACGGAGACGAUGGAGACGGGAACGGCGAUGAAGAUGGGGACGGGGAUGGAGAUGGGAAAGACGAUGGGAACGACGACGAGAAAGACGACGAGGAGCCAGAGGACGAAGACGAAGAAGACGAAGAGCCCGACCCCGAAGGUGAAGAAGAAGUCGAUCCGGACGAAGAAGAGGACCCGGACGUCGAGGAAGAAGACGUAGACCCCGACAUCGAAGAGCCAGCCGUUUCCGCUUCCGCCACGGGGACGGUCACCCCGGGGAAAGUCAUGCCAAUGCCAAUGCCACAGGAUUCGACGGCGCCGUCACCGGCGCAGGUCGCGCCCAUUGCGGCCGUGGCGGCUGCGUCGUCGAUUAUGGCGGGCUCGGAGGUUAUUCCGGAAAUUGACCCGGAAGGUGAGGGUGCGGAUGAGCCUGAGGUUGAACCGGAGGCUGAGGGAGAGGGAGAAGGAGAUGUGGAGAUGGAGGCGCCGUCGGAGGUUGAGGCGGAAGUUGAGGAGACGGGAGCGAGAGGGAGGGCGAAGACGAAGCGGGGGAAGGGAAGAGGGGGACGAGGACGUGGUGGGCGGGGUCGCGGCGCUCGUUCUGCAGCCGCCGCCAAGACGACGACCACGCGUCGUAUGGGUCUCGGAACGGGGUACGAAGACGCAGAGGAGGAAAGGGAGAAAGAAGGGGAGGACGAGAUGGAUGUGGAUGAGGCGGGGGCGGAGGGCGAGGAGCCUGUAGAAGCAGAAGCAGAAGUUGAGGAGGAAGCAGAAGCAGAGGCGGAGGCGGAGAUGGAGAGGGAUACGGAGCUGCAGCCGCAUCAUCGGGCGGAGGCGUUGGAUGUGUUGGCGCAGAUCGAGCUCAAGUUUGCGUUGUUGAGGGAGAAGGUGUAUGUGGAGAAGAUGGAGGCGUUGGCUUGGGAGGAGGCGAUGGUCGAGGCUGACAAUCACCCGGAACUGCAGCAUCUUCGAGACGAGCUGGUGAAAAGGCGGAAUACGAGGCUCGAGCUCGCGGCGAGAAGGAAGGAGUUGGAGAUCAAAAACACGCUUAAGAGGCGGAGGGCGAAUGAGGAUGCGGUUUGGAGUUGGUGGCAUAAUGCGAAGGGCGAGCUGCAAACGGAGAUGAUUGCAGAAACGAACAGGAAGAGGAGAAAGUUAGAGAGAGAACGAAGAGCAGCAGAGACUCCACCAUCCAUGCACCGCAUGCCAGAACGUCCGCUACAGGUUCCUAUCGCCCCCUCUUUCUACGAGAUCGUCCAAGCCCAAUCCAACUCGACCCAUGCACACCACCUCACCCCCGACGGCCUCCAUCCCCACUCCCGCAUCCCUCCCCCACCACUCGUCUUCCCGUCUCUUUCCUCCCUCCCUCCAGACCUCAUCACCCACGACCUACAAACAAUAUACUACGCCAACCAACGAGCCUACGAGCUGCACAGACCACUGCCCAUGAACCCCGGCCCACCCAGUGGUGGCGGAAGUCUCUCAGCAGGCCUAUACGGACCUAUACCCGCCAACCCACAUGAAGUGAUGCCAAUAGGCUACGUCGGCGGGCCACCAUCCGGUCCUGGACCUAUGAUGGACGGCUUUGGCGGUGGUCCGACGAGGUCUAUAGGGCCUAGGGAGCGGGACAGGGACAGGGACAGAGACAGGGAGGCGUUGAGUAUGGGGAUGGGGCUUGGAGUUGGCGCGUCGGGCGGCGGCGGCGGUCCGUCGUCGUCGUCGUCUUUGAAUGGAAGGAGAGGACAGCCUGGAGGUCCGCCUCCGCCUCCUAUGGGACCUGGAUCGCAUAUGCUCGAUGGGCCGGGAGGGGGGCCUCCGCCUCCGAUGGGAGGACUGCCGCCUUUGGGAGGGGGUCCGUCGACGAAUGGACAUGGACAUGGGUAUGUGGUGGGGCCUGGGGGACCGGGGAUGAUGGGGAGUAGGUCGAUAUCGCCGGUGCAUGUUAUGGGUGGAGGGCCAGGUGGAGGAGGGCCGAAGAUGAAUGGGUGGGGUGCAGGGGCGUCCGCUGUGGCGAGGGAGAGGGAGAGGGAGAUGGAGAGCAGGAGACGAGAUGAUGAGUUUUAUAGAUUAGAGCGAGAGAGGGAGAGGGAGAGGCAUGAGCAGCGUGAACGCGAGAGGGAAAGAGAACGGGACAGGAUAGAUAGGAUAGAGCGGGAGAGGCUUGAGCGGGAGAGGGUGAUGGAUAUGCAGUUCAGGAUGGGUCCUGGGUCCCAGGGAUCGCCGGCCGCAGCGGCAGCGGGUGCUGCAGCGGGACACCACCACCACCAUCAUCACCAUCACCACCACAUCGUUCAUCGACAUCAUCAGCAGUCUUCAACACCCAAUGGGCUUGGGGUCGGGGGUCCGGCUUCAAGACCGAUGUCUCCUCUUUCUCAAGCUCAAGCACAAGCUCAGUCACUAUCCCAGUCUCAACACUCUUCGCAGCCUCAGUCGGCACAACUCAGUCCUCGCAUCCCACAUCCUCCUCAUUCCGUACACGAAGCUCCCGAGCAACCCCGACCUCACUCCGGGUCCUCUACCACCGAAAUUAUCAAUAUUAAUCCAAACACUCGACAACAGCUCUGGCGUCCCGAGGAUGGCAAGAGACUCGCGAAAGAGUCUGCCGCAGCCCCCCCCUCUGGACCUGGAGGCAGUAACAUUCUUGGGCCACAUGAGAGGCUCAUGACGCCUUUCGUGAUGACUCCGGCUCAAGCUCACCAGCAUCAAGUUGACCAACAGGCGCAGAAUCGAUCGGCUACUCAGUCAAGGAGGAGCUCUUUCAACGGUAACGGCGGUCCUGUCAUCGUGAGCGAGGUGCAGUCUUAUAGUACUUCACCGCCGGAACCUCCGCGAAGGUCCAGCCUUGGAGGGCCUGGUUCAAACGCGACGCCCAUGCCCGCUCCGGCCCCCGUUUCGAGACAACCUUCCCCAGCUUCAUCUCGGAAUACUCGACUUCCUCCACCUCCGAGCCCUUCGACGAGCUCGACUGAACGUCCUAGGACUGCUGGUGCUACCACACCGCUCACACCGUUCGGUCCACCUCCACCUCCCCACAUGGUCAACAAAGGUCUUGGAUCGAGCUCAUCCAUCAGUCCUACGUCGAAAAUGGCGGUCAGUACGAUAUCACCCGCCUUGCCCAAGAUACACGGUCCUUCACCUCCGCCAACCAAGAUGAUGAUCUUGGACGGAAUGCCGAACGCCACCGCCACAUCUGGACCUGCCGUCUCCAGCACCUCAUCCAGCAUGUCCCCCACAAUACUUCCCCCACCGUCAACGACUGCCACAGUGAUGACUGGUCCUGGUGUGGCGCCCGCACCGGUCACAUUACCACCGUUGAACGUUAACGUGCAAAACGCACACGUCGGAUCACCCCUUUCUGCUCCUACCCCUUCGACGCGUCCGCAGGGUUCAGCACCAGGAGUUUCGCCUGGUGGCGUGCAAUCGGGAUCUGAACCCGGACAGGCACCAUUUUUGCCUGCGCCAACACCGUUGUCGAUGAUGGUACCCAGAGCGGGUUCCAUCCAGACCGAUGUCCCGGGCUCGGCAGGAAGUAAUGGUGCUAAUGGUUUGAUUAAAUCGGGGACGCCUACGCCUGUACCUGCGCCAGUUUCGGCUGCAGGAGUGAAGGUUGGGGACGCGUGAGUUAUGAUAUGUAAGGCACGAACUUGAAUUCCUCUCCUCAGGAUCUUCCCGUUUCUUUAUGUUUUGAGAACUGUCUGUCGCAUUAUCUGUUCUGUUUCCGCUUUUCCUCGAGUUUCUCUCAGUUCUAGUUUUCAACUGGUCAUAUUUCUUGACUUUUUCCCCCUUUUAUCGUCUCCGUCGUGUUUUUCUCCCCCUUCUACACAGUUCUAUUUCUAUCUCAUAUGUUCUUGUCUGUGCUUAUGCUUGUAGCUGUACAAUCCGAUAUGGGCUGGAUAACGAUGAGCGCCCUCGGGGCAGCCGUGUCUGUUGGAUCAUGAAUGCCACCCCUCAACUUUAC
This is a messenger RNA of Stereum hirsutum FP-91666 SS1, 5992 nucleotides long. RefSeq lists its product as uncharacterized. The coding region runs from base 1 to 5655 and encodes 1884 amino acids. NCBI's taxonomy places the organism in Eukaryota, Fungi, Basidiomycota, Agaricomycetes, Russulales, Stereaceae. The transcript is spliced from 5 exons. The record is from RefSeq and is a predicted model, not a curated record.